AUGGACCUAAAACACAUGGCCCGCAUGCUGGGCUUGCUGCCACUACACUUGGCGUGCCUUGCCGGUGACACUGAGGAGGCCGUCAAGAUCAUAGCGGUUACGGGUCCGAAAAAUGACGUAAACGUGCAAGUGAUUCCCAAGUUUGCACAGCCUCUCAACGAGACAUCAUGGCCAAGGCAUGAGACUCCGCUCAUGCUAGCUGCCAUGAUGGGCCAUUUCAGCACUGUCGAAAUGCUUCUGUUCCACGGGGCAAGACCUGUACAAAGGGAUAAAGAUGGUUUCACAGCCGGUCAUUUUUACGCCGAAGAAGAAGCCUCACGUAAGCAUCGUACCUUCUAUCUUACAAAGAGCCUUGCGGCAGAACACAGAGAUGCGAGAAAUUCAAGAAUAGCCAUCAGAAGAAGCCUGCUUUCGGGCAACAGGCCAAGUCUACACCCAAUUCUCUUGGCGAAGCAGGGCCGCAAGAUUGUGGCCCUCGAGGUUGUGGAUGGAGUUGUCGUAGAUGCCUUCAUACCCAAGGACAAAACAAUAGGCUGUCUCCGAGCAGCUGGUGAUCCUACCAUCUUACUAUUCGCCUGGAGCGGCUAUCGCCCCAAACCCCCAGGUGCAGACGAUCGCUUUGUGGAUGGCAGGGCAAUGUCUACUGUAGCACUCAAGCAGAUACAAUACCUUCUACCGCGAAAAUUGGAGUUUGCCUUUGAAAAAUCAAAAUGCGAUAAUGGUGGGUACACGCCUCUGCCUGAGCAUUUUGGCCGCGCGAAUUCCUCGCAUACAGAGGUGGUGUUAGCCACCGCAUACAUUCUGCAGCUGACCAGCCAAGUAUGCCCGAAUGAAGAUAUGCUCCUCAGGGAUAAGUUGGCAGCUUUAAGUAAAGCAAAGAUUGGCGAUGCGAAGCGCUCGAUUACUAUCUUUUUGAAUGACCAACCAUGCAGGUCGUGCGACCGGUACCUUGCAGCACUUGGAAGUCUCACCGGGGUUAUCUUCCAUGUGGAAGGUAAUGUCGGAUGCGCCCAGAUCCGACGGAAGGAAAACAAACAUCGCAAGCAUACGGAUAUACCAUACGAAUUGUGGUAUGACGAUGAGGGCGAAAUUGAAGACGUCCAGAAUGUCGAGAACGUUAAUGACAGUUUUCGCGUCAAGCCUCCUUUCACGGAGCCUAAAGACGGCGGACCUUCGUUGCCGCAGCAGGUUCAACAACCGCGCAACAAAUCCCCUGGACAGCAGGCGCUCCAGCAAGACCCUUCAAUUCAGCGCCUGUUAGACUCGAGAAUUGACGAGCCCAUGGACGAGGACGAGUCUUAUGACUCGGAUCAAACAAUGAGGGAGGAUCCCAGCUCCACACAGCAAAAUCGCUCUACACAGGCGUCAAAGGAAUAUCACGAUGACUUGACCCAACCGGUGCCAACUCACAGUCCACUCCAGAUGGACAAUAACAGCCCCUUCUCAGUGAUCGGCCGGUCGCCGUCCAAUCCUUUCGAAGUCCUUGAUGACUCUAACGAAGAUCACGGCUUACUUCGUGCCAGGCCUGAGAAGUUUGUACUCGCGCGCAGGUCUGUACCACGAAGACGCUCGCCAUCGCCCUUCCAGACACCGUCCCGAAUACCUCGCGACUCUCGCCCAUUCGCCGGAGAUUCUGAGGAAGGAUCCGAAGGAGAUGACGAAGCAGAAGCCCUGGUGCGUGUAUCAAGGCUGGCUGUUCGUGAGGCUGACAUAGCACCCUUUGGUCCCAGAUCAAAGCAGAAGAAGCUGGAUGAUCGUGACUCUUCCACGGCCAGCUGGAGACCUUCGCGCCCGUGGCCAAAGCUGGGAGCUCGACCCGCGACACGGGGAGGAAAGCCAGACGAGGAUGCACCGCCCGGUACAGCGUCGGCAGGGUUCAACCAAGAGGGCCAGGAAGGCUGCGGCCGCGAAGAAAACCAUCAAGGAGGCCCGCGCGAGAGUGGCCAAGAGGACCGCGCGGAAGCGUGGCGAGCCGAACGUUGA
This is a messenger RNA of Microdochium trichocladiopsis, 1983 nucleotides long. RefSeq lists its product as uncharacterized. Gene Ontology annotation, molecular function: protein binding. The transcript has a single exon. NCBI's taxonomy places the organism in Eukaryota, Fungi, Ascomycota, Sordariomycetes, Xylariales, Microdochiaceae. The coding region runs from base 1 to 1983 and encodes 660 amino acids. The record is from RefSeq and is a predicted model, not a curated record.